Messenger RNA from Sebastes umbrosus (honeycomb rockfish), 8227 nucleotides. RefSeq names its product collagen alpha-1(XIV) chain-like. The record is from RefSeq and is a predicted model, not a curated record. Gene Ontology annotation, cellular component: interstitial matrix. Lineage: Eukaryota; Metazoa; Chordata; Actinopteri; Perciformes; Sebastidae. Gene Ontology annotation, molecular function: protein binding. The coding region runs from base 170 to 5779 and encodes 1869 amino acids. The transcript has 48 exons.
ACUUGUCUCCCGGUAGAAACGGAGCGGAGAGUUGGUGAACAGUCUGGAUCAGAGGAUCAGAGUCGCUUUGGGGGACUAGUGAGCUUCUCUGUCUGGAGGAGAGCUGCAGGAGCCAGGAAACAUAUGAUCUGAGAAGGUGUGUCUUGCCCUCCUGUCUGCUGCUUCCAGGAUGCAGUUCUCAGUCAGACUGAGCUUCUGCCUGCUGGGCUUCGUUCUCGUCUCUCUGUUUCCUCAGCCAGCGCGGGGUCAAGUUUCAUCGCCGCGGAGAUUUCGUGCCAAAGUCCUGAGUCCCACCAAGCUGCACGUGACGUGGAAAGAGCCGAAAGGACAGUUUGAAAGCUACAAGGUCAUUUACACCACACGACCAGGUGGAGAGCAGAAGGAGACUCAGGUAUCGAAGCAGGAAGCAAAGCUGCUCAUCGAUGACUUUGACCCCUCUAAAGAAUACAACUUUAAGAUAAUUGCAGUCGGUGGAGGACAGCAGAGUAAACCUCUCCAGGCCAAACAUGAAGCUCAGCAAUCAGGAGUCGAGGCGGUUCGGUCUCAGAGGAGACAAGACAGCGGUGCCACCGAGAACAACGAGAACAACGAGAACAACGAGAUCUCAGAAGGUGAAGAGGACUUUAUGUGUAAGACUUCAUCCAUAUCUGACAUCGUUAUUCUGGUGGAUGGCUCCUGGAGUAUCGGCCGCAUCAACUUCAGGCUGGUCAGGACGUUCCUGGAAAACCUGGUCAAAGCCUUCUCUGUGGAGUUUGACCAUACCAGGAUCGGCCUGGCUCAGUACAGCGGAGACCCGAGGAUCGAGUGGCAUCUGAACACUCACACCACCAAAGAGGCCGUGAUGGAGGCUGUGAAGAACCUGCCGUAUAAAGGAGGAAACACACUGACAGGUCUGGCUCUGACCUUCAUCUUGGAGAACAGCUUCAAACCCGAGUCUGGAUCCAGGCCCGGCGUUCCCAAGAUAGGAAUCCUCAUCACUGACGGGAAGUCCCAGGAUGAUGUGAUCCCGCCUGCACAGAGCCUGAGGGAAGCUGGGAUAGAGCUGUUUGCUAUUGGUGUGAAGAACGCUGAUGAGAACGAGCUGAAGGCUAUCGCCUCUCCUCCUGAGGAAACUCACGUCUACAAUGUGGCGGACUUCAGCGUGAUGAGCGACAUCGUGGACGGACUCACCAAGACCGUCUGCGAGCGCGUGGAGCAGCUCGACAAGCAGCUCAGAGGGGGAGGAGACCCUGCCCCCCCGCCCACCUCUGUGGCACCGCCCCGCGACCUGGUGACGUCUGACAUCACGGCUCGCAGUUUUCGGGUGAGAUGGACUCACGCGCCGGGCCAGGUGGAGAAAUACCGAGUGGUCUACUAUCCAGCCAGCGGAGGACAGCCAGAUGAAAAGGUGAUCCAGGGGACGGAGAACAGCGUGGAGCUCAACUACCUGAACUCUCUGACAGAGUACCAGGUGGCCGUGUUCGCCGUCUACCGCAGCUCAGCCAGCGAGGCCCUGAGAGGAAGUGCUACCACAUUGGCGCUGCCGAUGGUGAACGACCUGGAGUUGUACGAUAUCACUCACAGCACCAUGAGGGUCCGCUGGAAGAUCGCCGCCGGUGCUUCUGGGUACAUGAUCCUGUACGCGCCGCUGACGGAGGGAGACGCUGCGGACGAGAAGGAGGUGAAGGUAGAGGACUCUGUGAACGAGGUGGAGCUGGAGGGACUGACCCCGGACACGGAGUACACGGUGACGGUUUACGCCAUGUAUGGAGAGGAGGCCAGCGACCCCAUGACCAGCCAGCAGACCACACUACCGCUGACUCCGGCAACGAACCUGCGUUUCUCAGACGUGGACCACAGCUCCUCCCGGCUCACGUGGGACUCCGCCUCCAGGAAGGCCAAAAGCUACCGCAUCAUGUACGUCAAGACCAACGGAGUCCAGACCAACGAGGUGGAUGUUGGCCGUGUGACUACCUGGUUGCUAAGAAACCUGACCUCGCUGACGGAGUACACAGUUGGUGUUUUCGCCCUCUACGACGAGGGACAAGCUGAGGCCGUGACCGACAGCUUCACCACAAAGACCGUCCCGGACCCGCCGGACCUGAGGAGCAGUGACGUCUCCACAGACAGCUUCAGGGUGUCAUGGCAACACCCGGCAUCUGAUGUGGUGCUGUACCGACUCACCUGGACGCCCACAGACGGAGGAGACAGUGAUGAGGUUCUGGUGAACGGAAACAUUAACACCUACCUGAUAAAAGGACUCAGCACGCUCACAGAGUACGAAGUCCUCAUCGCUGCAAUCUACGGCAACGAGGUGGAGAGUGACGAGAUGAUCCUCGUGGAGUCCACCCUUGAAAGAACGACCACGAUCGCUACGAAGACCACCACCUUAGCAACUCCUCGUUACGGGGUGAGGAACAUGAGGAUCGAUGAAGAAACCACCUUCAGUAUGCGGGUGUCCUGGCAGCCCGUGGAAACCAGGAACGUCCGACAUUAUCGACUGAGCUACAUCAGCGCCAAGGGAGACCGAGCAGAGGAGCAGAGGACGGUGCCCUCGGGUCAGAGCGCCCUGGUUCUGCAGCCUCUGCUGUCGGAUACAGAGUACAAAAUCACCAUCACUCCUGUUUACACUGAAGGAGACGGGCCGACGGCGUCGCGAAUGGGACGAACACUUCCUCUGUCGGCUCCUAAGAACCUGCGGGUAUCAGAGGAAUGGUACAACCGCUUCAGGAUCAGCUGGGACGUUCCACCUUCUCCCACCAUGGGCUACCGGGUCGUCUACCAGCCUGUCUCUGCUCCUGGAUCAGCUCUGGAGACCUUCGUGGGAGAGGACGUGAACACCAUGCUGAUCGUCAACCUGCUGAGCGGGACGGACUACAGUGUCAAGGUCAUCGCCUCCUACACCACUGGAUCCAGCGAGGCGCUUUCAGGGAAGGCCAAGACCUUGUAUCUGGGGGUGGUCAACAUGAACACGUACCAGGUGAGGAUGACCAGCUUUUGCGCCCAGUGGCAGCCUCAACGACACGCCAGCACCUACAGAGUGAUGAUCGAGUCUCUACUCAAUGGUCAGAAGCAGGAGACGAAGCUGAGCGGAGGAAGCAACAGACACUGUUUCAACAACCUGAAGGCCAACACGCAGUACAAGAUGAGCGUAUACGCUCAGAUGCAGGACGGGACUGAAGGGCCUGCAGUCACUGUUACUGAGAAAACACUACCCGUCCCGACCCCGGCACCGACCAAGCCCCCCACCACCACGCCACUACCCACAAUCCCCCCUCCCAAGGAAGUCUGUAAGGCGGCCAAAGCGGACCUGGUCUUCCUGGUUGACGGUUCCUGGAGUAUCGGUGAUGAAAACUUCCUGAAGAUCAUCCGCUUCCUGUACAGCACCACCGGAGCUCUGGACCAGAUCGGCCCGGAUGGCACACAGGUGGCCAUCGCUCAGUUCAGCGACGACGCCCGGACCGAGUUCAAACUGAACUCCUACGGCAACAAGGAGCGACUGCUGGACGCCAUCAACGGGAUCUCCUACAAGGGAGGAAACACCAAGACAGGUCGAGCCAUCCAGCAUGUGAAGGAACACAUCUUCACGACAGAAGGAGGAGUCAGGAGGGGGAUCCCCAACGUCCUGGUGGUCCUCACCGACGGACGAUCUCAGGACGACGUCAACAAGGUUUCCAAGGAGAUGCAGAUGGAAGGGUACAUUGUGUUUGCUAUCGGCUUCGCUGACGCCGACUACGGGGAGCUGGUGAGCAUCGCCAGCAAGCCCAGCGACAGACACGUCUUCUUCGUGGACGACCUGGACGCCUUCACGAAGAUCGAAGAGAAGCUGGUGACCUUUGUGUGUGAGGCCGCCACUGCCACUUGUCCGUCGGUACCGAUGAGCGGCAGCACGACACCAGGUUUCCGUAUGAUGGAGCUGUUCGGGCUGGUGGAGAAUCGGUACGGCAGCGUCUCUGGCAUCUCCAUGGUACCCGGCACCUUCAACACCUUCCCCUGCUUCCACCUGCACAGCGACGCUUUCCUGGCACAGCCGACCAGGUACAUCCAUCCUGAAGGGCUGCCGUCUGACUACACCAUCACCCUGCUGUUCAGGCUGCUGCCCGACACCCCCGAGGAGCCCUUCGCCCUCUGGGAGAUCCUCAACAAGAACAACGAGCCGCUGGUGGGAGUCAUCCUGGACAACGGAGGAAAGACUCUGACGUUCUUCAACAACGACUACAAAGGAGAGUUCCAGACGGUCACCUUCGAAGGGCCAGAAAUCAAGAAACUCUUCUACGGCAGCUUCCAUAAGCUUCACAUUGCAAUCAGCAAGACGAGCGCCAAAGUGGUGAUCGACUGCAAAAUGGUGGACGAGAAACCCAUUAACGCAGCAGGAAACAUCACCAUCGACGGAAUGGAAGUUCUGGGCAGGACGGUCCGCUCCAGAGGGAACAAGGACAACUCUGCACCGUUCCAGCUUCAGAUCUUCGACAUCGUCUGCAGCACUUCGUGGGCCGGCAGAGACAAGUGCUGUGAACUUCCUGGUCUGAGGAAGGAGGCAGACUGCCCGGCCAUGCCCAAAGCCUGCACCUGCACCCAGGACAGCAAAGGACCCCCCGGCCCUGCUGGACCACCAGGCGGCCCAGGAAUCAGAGGAGCCAGAGGUGAUCGCGGCGAGCCCGGCCCGGUGGGGCCGACCGGACCAGUAGGUGAUACAGGUGUACCAGGACCUCAGGGACCUCAAGGACCACAGGGACCCAGUGGACGCUCCAUCAUAGGACCCCCAGGUGGUCAAGGAGAGAGAGGACAGAAAGGUGAAGCUGGACAACAAGGAGCACAGGGAGUCGCUGGCAGAGCCGGAGCUACAGGUAGAGAAGGACCUGCAGGAGUCAGAGGCCUGCCAGGCAAAGACGGCCCGCCGGGCAGACAGGGUACAUCAGGAACUAUUGGGACACCAGGAGCCCCGGGGUCCCCGGGUGUUACCGGCAAUUCAGGAAAACAGGGAAACCUGGGACCACCGGGUCUUCCUGGGGGCAAAGGGGAGAAAGGUGAACGGGGUGACCUCCAGUCGACAGCAUCGGUUCAGACCAUCGCCAGGCAGGUCUGUGAGCAGCUCAUCCAGAGCCACAUGGCACGCUACAACUCCAUCCUGAACCACGUGCCCAGUCCGCCGGUGUCCAUCCGUACGGUGCCGGGACCCCCCGGAGAGGCCGGCAGACAGGGAACACCAGGACCCCAGGGAGAACAGGGACCAUCAGGAAGACCCGGCUUCCCGGGACAGAACGGUGUGAACGGGCAGCCAGGAGAGAGAGGUCCAUUAGGAGAAAAGGGUGAGAAAGGAUCUCAAGGCGUUGGAGUCCAAGGCCCCAGAGGACCUCCAGGACCCCCCGGUGCCCAGGGGCAGGGUCGAUCCGGCAGCCAGGGGUCGUCAGGGCGACCUGGAAAUCCGGGAACGCCUGGUCGGCCCGGGGUCCCUGGAACCGUCGGCUCCGCCGGGCCUCCGGGCUACUGCGACCAGAACUCCUGUGUGGGCUACAACGUUGGAGAGGGUGAGGAUGUCAUUGACCGCGGCGCUGUCCCCGCAGUCCAACUGCCGUCCAACGUCUUCCAGAACUACGGCGAGGCAGAGGAGGAUGACCCCUACCGCUACUACGAGCCCAACUACCCGGCCCCGCGGCCCGUGGCGCCCCAUGACCCGGCGUUCGCCCAGGACGACCCGUCUCGCCGCAGCUCCCGGAGCGUGGAGGGAGAGGAGGGGAGAGUCGGGCCGAAGAGGAGACUAAAGAGAGUAGCGAAGACGCUGCCCGGACUAAUUAAAUGAGAGGAGGCGAUUGGAGGACGGAGGGCCGCUCGCUGUUUCUGAUUGGGCGGUUUGGAGCCGUUACGGACUAAUCAACAAGUGCCUGAUGUAGAGGAUUUCUUAAGGACAUUGUCGAGGGGACGGGGUGGGGGGGGGUUAUCAGGUCGGGACUAUUUCAACUCAUCUAUGCUUCUGAAUUAACGUCAAGAAAACAGGUUUAUGUUGUUUUUGUUAUUUUUUGUCUUCAGCUAAACUGGUUUUAUAUAAAAGACGCCGCUCCGUCAACACGUCAAUACGUCAACACGUCAACACGUCAACACGUCAACACGUCAACACGUCAAAGGUUCUCAAACAUUUUGUCAUCAGAUUAGAGGAAAGUAGCCGGUCCUGUUUUCAGGCUGCAGCUCUGCUGUUUGGUUAAAGUGCCUCCUGAUCGUCCUGCGAGAAUAUUCUGGAAGAAAUGCAGCAAAGCAUUUAUACACAAGAGACACGUUAUAGACACGUUACAGACACGUUACAGUAAACGAACGAGCAACGCUGUCACUUCUUUAUGUUUUUAUAUCUUUAACGCUUCACUUCAACCUUUAACUUUUUAGGACCGCAGAGCUCUCAGAAAACAUCAUGACACAUAACAUUUAAAAUUGUAUACAUCAGUUAAAACUGGAAAAUGUAAUCUAGCUGUACCUCGAAGGUGUGUAGAGAUUACCAGAGGUGGGACCAAGUCAUUGUUUUGCAAGUCACAAGUAGGUCUCAAGUCUUUGCACUCGAGUCCCAAGAAAAGACUGGUGAGUCCCAAAUCAAGUCCCAAAUCUAACUUUAACUAGACUUUGAGGUGUGUUUCCUAAAUGAGUCCUAAUGUGCUCUUUGCAAAGUCACAAAUAAGUCUCAAGUCUUUGCACUCGAGUCCUGAGUCAGUACUGACGAGUCGCAAAUCAAGUCCCAAUUCAAGACUGACAAAUCCCAAAUUAAUCCCAAAUCAAGACUGACAAGUCCCAAAUUAAGUCCCAAUUCAAGAUUGACAAGUCCCAAAUCAAGUCCCAAAUAAAGUCCCAAGUCAAUACUGACAAGUCCCAAAUCAAGUCCUCACUCAAGACUGACGAGUCCCAAAUCAAGUCCUAACUCAAGACUGAGGAGUCCCAAGUCAAGACUUUCGAGUCCCAAAUCAAGUCCUAACUCAAGACUGAGGAGUCCCAAGUCAAGUCCAAAGUCAAGACUGACGAGUCCCAAAUAAAGUCCCAAGUCAAGACUGACGAGUCCCAAAUUAAGUCCCAGGUCAAUACUGACAAGUCCCAAAUCAAGUCCCACAUCAAGACUGACAAGUCCCAAAUAAAGUCCCUAGUCAAGACUGACAAGUCCCAAAUAAAGUCCCAGGUCAAGACUGACAAAUCUCAAGUCUCACUGUGACUGGAGUGGAGGGACUGUAAACUACAUCAAUUAAAAAUGGAAAAUGUAUUUUAUAAAAGAUAUAAAAUCUAUAAAUGAUUGGACCUGAAACACAGAUUAAACCUGCGUCUUAACUCUGAUUCUUUAACCUUCAUGUGUUUGUUUUAACGGCUCCUAAACUCUGCAACCAGGUCGUUUCCAUCUUCACAACUGAAACAAACAAACGUUUAUUUAUAUAAAGUUUUGCAUGUUUUCCAUUUAUCAUGUGAUGUAUGAUAUUUUUAAUCUCAUAGAGCCAUAGACUCAUUUUACUGUUGCAUAUAAAGAUCUUUUAUUGUUGUUGUUAUUGUUUCAGUAUUAAACUCAGACUGAUGUGUAUUUGAGAAGGUUGAUGAAAAGAAAACAAAAGCUGAUGUAAGAGUUGAGAGUUAUUAUAUUUCUUAGUAAAUGUAUUUUUAGUUGUCAGGUUUCUGGAUCUCGUUGUAACCGACAGAAGCUGUUUGGUCGUGUUGUCGUCGAUGGAGAGACAAUUAAACAGAGAUUAGAAGGGAAAGAUGAAUUUAUUUUCAAUCUGUUUUCUUAUUUUUAUUUUGGUUUUGUCUUCGAUUGAUCUGCCUCCAUUUUUAACAUUUAUUAUGAAGCUAAUUUAAGUUGAACUGGAACGUCAUCUUGUUCCAGCACGAAGCUCUUUGGAUUCAUUUUUCAUAUUUUAUGCAGAAACUGAUCUGAUAACAGAAAUACAACAUUCAAAGUUGAAGUGACUUUAUUAUACGUUCAAUUUCUUAAAUUAGUUUCACAGCUGGAGAUCAGUUAUAUAAAGGGAAGUCCUGUUAUUUGUUUAUCCACCCUGUGGACAUGAUGUUUUCUCUUUCAGAGUGAACUAAUUUGCCCAAAAAAUUCAAUCACACUUUUAAACUUUUCCAAAGAUCUUGGAAACCGUCAGAGUUUCUGAGGCCUUCAGGUCAGCGAGGAGUAGAAACAGGCCUUCAGGCCUCCGGCCGGUUUAAAGAAUGAAAUCAUGGAAGUAAUCUAUUUUUUACUUGUUAUUGAUUUUCUCAGAACAAUAAAACUCAAGUUACAACCGUC